AGCAGCGUGCACCAGCUAGCCAUCAUAGCCGAGAGGGCUUGAGCUGUGUUUGUUUAUUUGCAAUAUUCUCGCGCUCUCUCUCCUCCCACCACCCCUCCACCACCGGCCGGCCGUUUCUCCUUGAAAUUAAAGAAAAAGCGCCGCAAAAAUUAGCAGCACGGCUAACGAAGAUCUCGCCGCCGCCUGGAUCUCCAAGAGCGAAGCGCAGGCGCCGCCCCUGGACUGGCUCUCACUCCUCCCAGGAAGGCCGCCGCGAGAGACGCUGGCGUGCGCGGCUCUCUCGUCUCCAUCUGAGUUGAGGUGCCUUGUCAGGACGCCGUAGCGAGCGCAGCAGCCGCCACCGCCAUCCGGGGAGACGCCGCCGCAACCAUGCUCUUUUCAAAUGCACUCCCUCCCCGGCCGCCUCGACGUCCCCUUUAGCCGCCUUCCGCCGUUGCUGGUUUCUUCGGACGCUCGUCCUAAGACGGCAAGCCAACCCGAGGAGGCGACAGCGCGCGCCUGACCGGGUGAGCUCUGUACAGCUACCCCCCUCUUUCUCCGCUGUUGGUGGGGAGCGUGUUAGGUGUUGGAGCGAGGAAGAGGAGGAGAAGCAGGAGGAGGAGGAGGAGUUGUCUCUCCUCCAUUGACACAAGCGCCUGAAGAGAGAGGAGGGAAACGGAGGGAAGGCGGAGGAGGCGCGCGCUCCCUCCCCCUUUUUAACCUCCCAGCUCAAAGCAAAAGGAGGACCCCUUUGCAAGGUUGCAGCAGCAGCAGCAGCAGCAGCAGCAGCAGCAGCAAGAGUCAAAGCAGCGUUGUGGGUUUUUCUUUUUGGCUCGGUCAAUUUCCAGUCGGCUAAGAAAUCCGUAUAAACAUGGCGAGUGAUUCUCCAGCUCGGAGUUUGGAUGAGAUAGAUCUGUCAGCCUUACGGGAUCCUGCAGGUAUCUUUGAACUAGUUGAACUUGUUGGCAAUGGAACUUAUGGACAAGUCUAUAAGGGCCGUCAUGUUAAAACAGGGCAGCUUGCAGCUAUUAAAGUCAUGGACGUCACCGGGGAUGAAGAGGAGGAAAUUAAACAAGAAAUUAACAUGCUAAAGAAAUAUUCUCAUCACCGAAAUAUUGCUACUUACUAUGGUGCUUUCAUUAAAAAGAACCCCCCAGGAAUGGAUGACCAGCUCUGGCUGGUGAUGGAGUUUUGUGGCGCUGGCUCUGUCACUGAUCUGAUCAAGAACACAAAAGGAAACACUUUGAAGGAGGAGUGGAUUGCCUACAUCUGCAGGGAGAUUUUACGGGGUUUAAGUCAUCUCCACCAGCACAAAGUGAUCCAUCGAGAUAUUAAGGGACAGAAUGUUUUGCUGACGGAAAAUGCAGAAGUUAAAUUAGUGGAUUUUGGAGUUAGCGCUCAGCUCGACAGAACCGUUGGCAGAAGAAACACAUUCAUUGGAACUCCGUACUGGAUGGCCCCCGAGGUUAUUGCCUGUGAUGAAAACCCUGAUGCCACUUAUGACUUCAAGAGCGAUCUGUGGUCUUUAGGGAUAACAGCCAUUGAGAUGGCCGAAGGAGCUCCUCCCCUUUGUGACAUGCAUCCCAUGAGAGCUUUAUUCCUCAUUCCCCGGAACCCAGCCCCCAGGUUGAAAUCAAAGAAAUGGUCAAAAAAGUUCCAGUCCUUCAUUGAAAGCUGCCUAGUAAAGAAUCACGGCCAGAGGCCAACCACUGAACAGCUGAUGAAGCAUCCAUUUAUUCGAGACCAGCCUAACGAAAGGCAGGUUCGCAUCCAGCUCAAGGACCAUAUUGACAGGACUAAGAAAAAACGUGGAGAGAAAGAUGAAACUGAAUACGAAUAUAGUGGAAGUGAAGAGGAGGAAGAAGAAAAUGACUCCGGGGAGCCCAGCUCUAUCCUAAACUUGCCUGGAGAGUCAACAUUAAGACGGGAUUUUUUGAGGCUUCAGCUUGCAAAUAAGGAACGCUCAGAAGCCCUCCGUCGGCAACAGCUGGAGCAGCAGCAACGUGAGAAUGAGGAACACAAGCGGCAGUUGUUGGCGGAGCGACAAAAGAGGAUUGAGGAACAGAAAGAACAGAGACGGAGGGUAGAAGAGCAGCAAAGGAGGGAGAAGGAAUUAAGGAAACAGCAGGAGAGAGAGCAGCGACGACAUUACGAGGAGCAAAUGCGCCGAGAGGAAGAGAGGAGGCGUGCCGAACAUGAGCAGGAAUAUAAGCGCAAGCAGUUAGAAGAGCAGCGGCAAGCUGAGAGGCUCCAGCGGCAAUUGCAACAGGAGCGUGACUACCUGGUCUCCUUGCAGCAGCAGCAGCAACAACAGAGGCAGGACCAGAGACCAGGAGAGAAGAAGCCCCUUUACCAUUACAAGGAGGGGAUGAAUGCCAGUGAGAAGCCAGCUUGGGCAAAGGAGGUUGAGGAACGUUCCAGGCUCAACCGGCAGAGUUCUCCAGCAAUGCCUCACAAGGUAGCCAACAGGAUAUCGGACCCAAACCUGCCUCCUCGUUCAGAGUCCUUUAGUACUAGUGGGGUGCAACCUGCUCGGACGCCACCCAUGCUCAGACCAGUGGAUCCACAGAUUCCACAUCUGGUCAGUGUGAAAUCCCAAGGACCUUCCUUGCCUGCCUCUCAGUCACUGCAUGAACAGCCCACAAAGGGAAUGGCUGGGUUUCAGGAGGGUCUGACGGUGGCCUCUCACCGCACUGAGAUGCCAAGGCAGAACUCGGACCCCACCUCCGAAAAUCCUCCUCUCCCCCCUCGUGUUGAAAAGUUUGACCGAAGUUCUUGGUUACGACAGGAGGAAGACAUUCCACCAAAGGUGCCUCAGCGAACUACUUCCAUCUCACCUGCAUUAGCUCGGAAGAAUUCUCCCGGAAAUGGUAAUGCUCUAGGACCUCGACUAGGAUCACAGCCAAUAAGAGCAAGUAACCCUGACCUGCGGAGGACGGAGCCCAUAAUGGAAAACCCUUUACAGAGGACAAGCAGCGGCAGUUCUUCCAGCUCAAGCACCCCCAGCUCUCAGCCCAGUUCCCAAGCAGGCUCCCAACCUGGAUCCCAAGCUGGGUCUAGUGAACGUAACCGAGUCAGAGGAAAUGCCAAGCCCGAAGGAUCCCCCGUCCUCCCUCAUGAGCCAGCUAAAAUAAAACAGGAAGACAGCAAAGACAUGACGCGACCAAGCCGACCUGCUGAUCUGACUGCCUUAGCAAAAGAACUGAGGGAGCUGCGGAUUGAAGAAACCAACCGGCCUUUGAAGAAAGUUACCGACUAUUCCUCCUCCAGCGAGGAGUCUGAAAGCAGCGAAGAGGAAGAGGAGGAUGGGGAGAGCGAAGCACAAGAUGGGACUGUUCCUGUCAGCGACAUCCCAAGGCUUAUCCCAACAGGAAUGCCGGGAAACAACGAGGCCUACAGCCUAGGAAUGGUGACAAGCCACGGUCUAGAACCAUCCCAUACUGACACAUUUAGCAGUAUUUCAAGAGAAGGGACUUUAAUGAUAAGGGAGACUUCUGGUGACAAAAAGCGCUCUGGCCACACAGCCAGCAAUGGCUUUGCUGGCCAUGGCAAUCUUCCAGAUUUGGUGCAGCAAAGCCACUCACCUGCAGGCACACCAACUGAGGGCCUAGGUCGAGUCUCCACCCAUGGGCAAGAGAUGGACUCUGUGGCAGAGUAUGGCAUGGGAAGCAGCACGAAAGCAUCUUUCACCCCAUUUGUGGAUACCAGAGUAUAUCAAACCUCCCCUACAGAUGAAGAUGAAGAUGAUGAUGAGGAGUCAUCUGCUACAGCAUUAUUUACCAGUGAGCUGCUGAGGCAAGAACAGGCCAAACUUAAUGAAGCAAGAAAGAUUUCAGUAGUAAACGUGAACCCCACCAACAUUCGUCCUCAUAGUGACACGCCAGAGAUCCGAAAAUACAAGAAACGCUUCAAUUCUGAAAUCCUUUGUGCUGCUCUAUGGGGUGUAAACUUGCUGGUGGGAACAGAGAAUGGGCUCAUGCUGUUGGAUCGCAGUGGACAAGGGAAGGUGUACAAUCUGAUCAACAGGAGGCGGUUCCAACAGAUGGAUGUACUAGAAGGACUCAAUGUUCUUGUAACUAUCUCAGGAAAGAAGAACAAACUACGAGUCUAUUAUCUUUCAUGGUUGAGAAAUAGAAUAUUACACAAUGACCCUGAAGUAGAAAAGAAGCAAGGAUGGAUCACUGUUGGAGAUUUGGAAGGCUGCAUACAUUACAAAGUUGUGAAAUAUGAGAGAAUCAAGUUCUUGGUGAUUGCCUUAAAGAAUGCUGUAGAGAUAUAUGCUUGGGCUCCUAAACCAUAUCACAAGUUUAUGGCUUUUAAGUCUUUUGCAGAUCUCCAGCACAAACCAUUGCUUGUUGACCUCACAGUAGAAGAAGGUCAGAGGCUAAAAGUCAUCUUUGGAUCCCACACUGGUUUCCAUGUUAUUGAUGUGGAUUCAGGGAAUUCGUAUGAUAUUUAUAUACCAUCUCACAUUCAGGGCAAUAUCACGCCUCACGCCAUUGUCAUCUUGCCCAAAACGGAUGGAAUGGAGAUGCUUGUGUGCUAUGAGGACGAAGGGGUGUACGUUAAUACCUAUGGACGCAUAACAAAAGAUGUGGUGCUCCAGUGGGGAGAAAUGCCCACUUCAGUGGCCUACAUCCACUCCAAUCAAAUAAUGGGCUGGGGCGAGAAAGCUAUUGAGAUACGGUCAGUGGAGACUGGACAUUUGGACGGAGUAUUUAUGCACAAGCGUGCUCAGCGGUUAAAAUUUCUAUGUGAAAGAAAUGAUAAGGUAUUUUUUGCAUCAGUGAGAUCUGGAGGAAGUAGUCAAGUUUUUUUCAUGACCCUCAACAGAAAUUCCAUGAUGAAUUGGUAACAAAAGGGCACUCAGUGCUUACUUUGACAUCAAGAUUUUUUAAUUUUAAAGAACAUUGGAAAAUGCAGACGUAACACGGUAGAGGCAGGUGAAGAAGAUGUUUCGGAACACGUUGCUUCCUUCCGUGAACACAUUUGCACUCACUCAGGCACGCUCCAAGAAUAUAACACACCGUUCUUGUUGUGGUUUAGGAAUGGAAGUUUACUCAAGGUCACAAGAAUGCAGCACCACUGUAUUUGGGCAGAAAUGGACAAAGGCGCAGGAGAUUUAGCAGAAUAAAUCUCUUCUGAGAUCUUCAGAUGAAGCUGUGAUAGAGUGGGUCAUACAUUUUUUAAAAAAAACACAUUUUCCUUGUCCCUCUGUUUGUACAAAUAGGGACAGAUCUAAGUAUCAAACAGAGUCUCUGUUUUUAAUUUUGUCUGCCUGCUAGCAUCAACUAUAUAGUACAUUGUAAGGUUACCAAUUAAAACUGGUGAGAGACAGCACAAUAAAUGUAUCCUUCUA
Rhineura floridana is the source of this 5338-nucleotide messenger RNA. It is a transcript of the gene TNIK, whose product is annotated as TRAF2 and NCK interacting kinase. The transcript is spliced from 31 exons. NCBI's taxonomy places the organism in Eukaryota, Metazoa, Chordata, Lepidosauria, Squamata, Rhineuridae. The coding region runs from base 851 to 4834 and encodes 1327 amino acids. Gene Ontology annotation, molecular function: ATP binding; protein kinase activity. Gene Ontology annotation, biological process: protein phosphorylation. The record is from RefSeq and is a predicted model, not a curated record.